AUGGAUAUCUUAUUGAAUGGUUAGAGAGUUUCGGUCCAUGAAUCCAUAACUUUUUAGUAAUUAUAACAACAAAUGGGUAUUUUAAAUAACAGAGAUGUAAGAUUAUGUAAAAAUGGAUAACCAUUGUUUGUGGAUCCAAAUACUUUGAUCAAAAACAUUCUAUAGCCUAAUGAUUAAAUUACAACAGUAAACAUAAAGGAUCUAAAUGGAUAACCAAAUAUGGUUAAUCAACCUUAUCGAUAACCAGCUAACACUACUCCAACAUUACCAUAAAAUUUUUAAAAUCAAUUCAAUCCUUAAAUCAAUUCAUAAAUCAGGGCCACAAAUAUAGUUACAAAUUAAGAAUAAACACAAUUUAAGAAUGGAAUCUAAUUUGGAACGAACCCUUAUUUUGGUUAAUAAUAAAUUUAGCCUUAAAUUAUAUCACCAUCAUAAUUUACAAAUCCAAAACCAUAGUAGUAAGUAUUCUAAUAAAAUAUUCCUUAAUCAUAAACAAUUUAACCAAAUAUUAAUUUAUAAAACUAAAAAGCUCCUCAAAUUUAUCAAUAAGAUGAUGAUAUUUUCGCAACAUAAGCUUAAUAAUAAAAUCAUUAGGAAGAAGUAGAUGUUUUUGCAACAUCAUUUUAAUUUUAAAAUUAUGAUGAAUAAAGAUUAAAUUAUUUGAAAGACAAAAAUAUUAGUCCAGGAGAUAAAUAGUAAUUAAAGUAUUUAUUUUAGGCUUAAAUUUGAGAGAGAUAAUUAUAUUUUUACUAUAGACAAUUUUGGAGAUGAACUAAUUAUUCAAAAAAGUGAUUAAUCAUUUUAUUUGAAAUUAAAUAGUUCAUUUUAAAUGAAAUAAAAAAGAUAAAUAGAUAUUCAAAGUAAGGAUUUGUUUGAAAAAAAUUUAAUUUUCUAUCUUAAUUAUACUAGAGUAGCAUGGAUUCAACAUUAGGAUAUAUUGGCUGUGUAAUUUAACAACGGCAACAAAAUAUAUUUGAAAUUAUUUAUGGAAUGAUUUCAAAAUAUAAAAUUAUG
Paramecium primaurelia is the source of this 1014-nucleotide messenger RNA. The record is from the annotation of a GenBank genome assembly. NCBI's taxonomy places the organism in Eukaryota, Ciliophora, Oligohymenophorea, Peniculida, Parameciidae.